Molecule: messenger RNA, 456 nt
Organism: Anthostomella pinea
Lineage: Eukaryota; Fungi; Ascomycota; Sordariomycetes; Xylariales; Xylariaceae
Source: the annotation of a GenBank genome assembly
AUGGUGAAGAGAAUCCAGCAUGUCUUGCUCUACCAACCAAAGACCGACUCUACCAACCAGAGACUGACAUCCUCCCACACGUUUCGCAACGCUAAGAGAACGAUCAACAUCACAUUGUCCGACCAAACAACCUUUGGCACCAUCUCAGCAUUCCGAACAUUAACCAUGCCUCCAGUCAACGUGAUACUCUGUGGCUAUGACGAAAACAACAGAGAUCAGGCCCUCUGUACCAACUGGGGACCGCUAAGAGCGCUGGGAGGGGAAACUGAGGUCUGGGAAUCAGACGUCGAGGCAAGGAUUCAUUAUUUGCGACAUGAUCUCAAGGGGACCUUUCAACUUCCGGCGAUGACCCGCAAUGAGGAGUGGGCCAUUGUGGCUGCCAGUGUGAAUGUAGCCCCGUCGGCUAUGGUAUCUGUCGGGCGGACCUCAGGAAACCGAUAUUCAGUCAUCAAGUAA